AGCCCCUCGAGUGAAUUCCAGAGUUUCUCGAUGGCGACAGGUCUGCUGACGUGGCAGGCGAUGACAAUGGAAUCUGCGUAACUGAGCAGAGAGCAACCAGCAGAGAGUAUGGACGAGAUGUACGACCCCCUCAAGUGUAACGAAGACCUGCCCUCCUCGCCUGGCUGCCACAUGGAUUACGAUGACAUGCCGGAGCUUCAGGCGGCGGACGAGGAUCAGAGGUCUCCGGGGUUGUUGCUCCAGGUUGGAGCCGGAGUGUCCCACCAGGAGACCAACACCAACUGGCUUGCUGAGCUGGCAAACAUCGCCACCAGUCCUCAGAGCCCACUGCUGAAAGACGCACCACAUAAGAGAUCAUCUCCAGUCCACAUUUUUGGCAACAGUUUACAUUCCUACGCCCGUCCUCCUCUCGCCAGCAGCGCGCCAAUCCCCUCUAGAGGUCACCUCAGGGAGCGCAGGCGUGUCAGGGCCAGCAGUGAAUCCGAGUCUGGAGUUUUCUCCAUGUCCUCAUCCUUCUCUGACGAUGAAGACAUGGCCUGGUCUCACUCAUGGCCCUCCACAGCCUGGCACUGCUUCCUCAAAGGAACUCGCCUCCGCUUCCAUCGCGGCCCCAACGUGGAGUGGCAGGAGGCAGACGAGCUGAGGGAUUCCGAUGAAGAUUCAGAGGAAGAGAGCAUGAUGCCGUCCUCCGCCUCCUUCAAGCAAUUUGGUGUGGACGGAUUGAAGUUGAUAAGUCAUGAAGAGACGCUGUCGUUCGGCCAGGCGGUUUUGAAGCUGACCUUCGACCCCGGCUCUCCCUAUGACGGCCUUUUAACAGCUGAAUGCAGACUGGAUCACCCCUUUUUUGUCAGAAGUAAAGGGUGGUCCUCCUUCUAUCCGAGCCUUACCGUGGUGCAUCAUGGGAUACCUUGCUAUGAAAUGCAUCUGGGCGACACGUGCCUGCCACCAAACCACCCCGAUGCAAUUAAAUGUGACGAUUCGGUCGUUUUUGAUACGUUUAGAAGUUACGACUUCACCCCGCUGGAUUCCUCCGCCGUGUACGUCCUCAGCAGCAUGGCCCGUCAGCGCAGGACCUCCCUGUCCAGCGGGGGCGCUGUCAGCCCGGACUGCGAUAAGCUGGAGCGCUACGGCUCCCCGCAGCCGUCCGGCGGCAAGUCGGGCAGGACCCACACAUCAGGGAGCGCCGUCGGUGCCACGCCUACAAAAUGCAAGCGUCCAAUGAAUGCCUUCAUGCUUUUUGCCAAGAAAUACCGAGUGGAGUACACCCAGAUGUACCCCGGGAAAGACAACAGAGCCAUUAGCGUCAUCCUGGGCGACAGGUGGAAGAAGAUGAAGAGCGAGGAGAGGAGGAUGUACACCAUGGAGGCCAAGGCUUUGGCCGAGGAGCAGAAGCGCCUCAACCCGGACUGCUGGAAACGUAAAAGAACAAACUCGGGUUCCCAGCAGCCGUGAAAAGCGCCCUAACCCGGAGACGUGCCUCUUUUUUUUUUGCCCUCCUGUAUUCUUGACACUCAACUGUGACGCUUUUUGUAACCUCCCGACCUUUUUAUAGAGACGCACCUAUUGGGGGGGGGAACGGUGAACUAUAAAACAGAGCAUGCCAUGUAGUCACUAACAGUGCAUAUAUUUUCUUACUAUAUCCUUACAUGCAACAGAAAGGAAAAAAAAACAUAUAUUCCUCAUUAUUUCCUACCAAAUUAGCCCGUGGUGCUACGCUUCAGCAUAGAGACGACACAUGUCUAUUUAUAAGUGUGUCGGUGAUAUUUUUCAUAUAAUUGCACACAUUUGUGUAAUGUCCACGAUAUAUAAAACCUCCCCGGGAUACGUAGCCAACGCCGCCGCCGCCGCCACGUGGUCACCAGACUUCUGCCAUACGAUGAUCAGCGGUGGUUUUACACUCAAGUCACCGCCGAGCACUUCAGGCCUUUUUUUUUUUUCUUCCCCCCGCUGCCAGUGUUCAUUCCUCUUGCACUUUAUAUAUUACCAUAGAUACAUGUACUCUUUUUAACUUUUUCUAGUAGGAAACAUCGGUUGUUAUCGGCGAGUGGAGUUGUCUUCAAAAAAACCCGCCACAUUCUGCUUUCAGGUCGCAAUAAUGUUCAUAAUGUACAGGUUUCACAGCCCCAAAAAUUGCACAGAAUAUCCUUGUAUCAUAUUAUAAAUAAUUUUUGUAAACUUG
Molecule: messenger RNA, 2179 nt
Organism: Nerophis lumbriciformis (worm pipefish)
Lineage: Eukaryota; Metazoa; Chordata; Actinopteri; Syngnathiformes; Syngnathidae
Gene: hbp1
Product: HMG-box transcription factor 1
Biological process (GO): regulation of transcription by RNA polymerase II
Cellular component (GO): nucleus
Molecular function (GO): DNA-binding transcription factor activity, RNA polymerase II-specific; protein binding; RNA polymerase II cis-regulatory region sequence-specific DNA binding
Source: RefSeq, a predicted model, not a curated record